AUGUCGGGUCCAGUGCUACAUUCCAAAUUCGACUCCAAGAAUGCUCAUCUAGCGUCUAUCAUAUUAUCCCUCGACACCCAUCAAGUGCAAGUAAAGUCAGUUCACUCAACGCAAGCUUCACUUAAUACAUCAUUCAAUCUUGACAAAUCAAACAAGGUUUCCAAUUUAACCUGGAUAUCGACAUCACAAGACUCGGUCGAGGUCUUGGCGUUGUGCUUGGAGAAUGGAGGUAUAUUGAUAUAUUCACCACAUACAAAUGAAAUCAUUUCGGAAUUAACUACAUCUGCUAAUGUCGCAGUUGUAGAUUUCCAUUACUCAGUAGUGACUAAAACCGCAUGGUCUUGCGAUGUUCAGGGUGGAAUUUACGAGUGGGAUGUAAUUCUGUACCGAUUAUUACGUUCUUUCAGGAUUAGCGAGAUUGUGGAGUCAGUUGAAUCAAUAAACAGAAUUUCCAGUUGUUUAUACAAUUCUGAGCCCCACUUGUUACUAGCCUCCAAUUCAAUUUAUUUAUAUGAAAUCAAAACGAAACAAAUAAGGAGAACAUUUCCAGGACACAUUCAACCUAUAACUAGUAUCGUUUCCCUUGCAAACAAUAUGUUUAUCACUAGUGCCAUAGGUGAUCGAUUCAUGAAUUUAUACGAGUUGAACAAGACUACAACAAAGGCUAUAUUUGUUGCACAUGCUGCCGUUUCAAGCUUUUGUAUCGGGUCAAAUCAAAAUGAAUCGGUUUUGGCAGCAAUAGUAGAGACUGGAAGCGUGGAAGUGUUCAAUGGUCCACUUUCAGAUACCAAUCUCCCUUCGGCGACUCCUUUAAAAAAGAAGAGAAAACAAGUUGGUGCCAUCACCCAUUCGUCAAAUUCCACCAUCAAGUUGUCCAGAUCUUCUGAAGAGAGCAGAAAUCCACAAGAUGUAAACCUUGUUAUUAACGCCAUUAGUUCAGAUGGUGACUCUUUAUUAUUCACGUGGAUGGAAAGCGGCACUAUUCCCUUUUUCGAUUUAAUAAAAUGGGUAGGUUCAGGAAACUAUUUGCUUGAUGGAAACAAAACUAUCAUCAAAAACAAGGCCGAUCUAAAGCAAAGUCAAAGCUCCUCGCAGUAUGGGCAUGACGUGGCAGCGUCCAAACUUUAUAAUGAGAGUCAUGCUGUGGUUAAUGAUGGAACAAGUUUAGCGGAUUUAGAAGACGAAUCUGAUGGAGAGACAUUAGCUGAAAAAUUUGAUAAACUUGCAAUGAAUAAACAACAACCACAGCGUAAAAAGAAAUUGGAGGAAAACCGAAAUGGAAUGUCGUUGUCUAUCAUAUUAUCACAAGCACUUCAAAACAAUGAUCACUCAUUGUUGGAAACAGUGUUGCAAACUCGCGAUCCUCAGUCGAUACAAAACACUAUCAGCAGGUUAAACCCCUACUCUUCGGUAAUUUUGUUGGAUAGACUAAGUGAAAGAAUUCAACGUCAAUCUUCAAGGUUUUCUCAAUUGAACUAUUGGCUUAAAUGGAUAUUGGUCAUACACGGCUCAGUGAUUGCCAGCUUGCCAAACUUGAACCUGAAAUUGUACUCAUUGCACUCUGUGUUGGCUAAGAAAGCAAAUACAUUGCCAAGACUACUUGAACUACAGGGUAGAUUGAAUUUGUUAUACGACCAAUCGUCUUUGAAACAAGAUUUGAACAAAGAAGAAGUAUUUCAAGAUGGUGAAGAGGAAGAUGUUGCGUACAUUGAAGAUCUUGAUGAUGCGCAGUUUAACGGUGAAAUCGAUGUCGACAUAGAUGAGGUUUCAUCAAGUGAAGAAAGCGACGUCGAGUUUGAAGACGAAGAUGAUGAUGACGACGAGGAGCAAAUUGCAUCAAUCGAUGAACUAGAAAAUGCAAGCGAUGUUGAAGUUUAG
Lodderomyces parapsilosis is the source of this 1878-nucleotide messenger RNA. It is a transcript of the gene UTP5, whose product is annotated as Utp5p. The transcript has a single exon. Gene Ontology annotation, cellular component: nucleolus. The record is from RefSeq and is a predicted model, not a curated record. Gene Ontology annotation, biological process: maturation of SSU-rRNA from tricistronic rRNA transcript (SSU-rRNA, 5.8S rRNA, LSU-rRNA). The coding region runs from base 1 to 1878 and encodes 625 amino acids. Lineage: Eukaryota; Fungi; Ascomycota; Pichiomycetes; Serinales; Debaryomycetaceae. Gene Ontology annotation, molecular function: protein binding.